Messenger RNA from Pseudomassariella vexata, 1038 nucleotides. RefSeq lists its product as uncharacterized. Lineage: Eukaryota; Fungi; Ascomycota; Sordariomycetes; Amphisphaeriales; Pseudomassariaceae. The transcript is spliced from 3 exons. The record is from RefSeq and is a predicted model, not a curated record. Bases 1 to 1038 code for a protein of 345 amino acids.
AUGGGCAAGCCAAAGGGCCGCCGCAACAACAAGACACUCGAAAAGCUGGCGGCCGCUGCUCCUAACACCGCAGUACAGGGUGGGCAGACGACUCGGACAGGUAGUCCUGGCCCGAUCCAAGCGUCUCAGAGCGAGGUGCAGCUUCCAUCGCCGGUUGGCCAUAUCGGUAAUCUGGCAGGCUUCAGCCCGCAUUUGUCUGGACCAUUUUAUCCAGGCGUUGUGGCCGAAAAUAUAUCGACUCAGCCCCUAGCAAGAGACUCCUGGCCCGUGAAUGAUCCUCACAAGUAUCUACCAACGCCUCCAGCCGCGGCCGUCACUACCAAUGAAAUUGUAUCCAGCAACGAGGAGGAAUCUUUUGAGAGUUUUGAGGUUAACUGGACAGAUCCGGAGUGGCAGAGAUUGCUAGCGGGAAAUGAUCUUGAAAGGGAACUGCCGUCUGAACCUCCUACAGACAGUAAUUUCUCCAAUACCUCUCCCGCCCCUAAUCACACGGGGGAGGAGCAAAACGAAUUGAUUACUUGCACGUGCUUGGGGAGCCUGACUGGCCACCUAUGUCAUCUCAAUCGCAUGGAGCGGCAGCAGAACAUCAUCUGCCUGGACAUGACGCUUGCCAAGACAACGAAAGUAUUGGCUUGCGCUGACAGCGUGCUGGCGUGUCAUUUCUGUCGACUCGACUGCAAAGUCCUUCUGCUAGUCAUUACGGUCCUGCAAACUGUUCUGAACUGGAUCAGAGUCGAGUACAGUCAUGACAGCGGCGUGCGUGAUCUACCAACUAUCCUAUUCGGGAACUGGCAGGUGCCGAAGACGGAUGGUCAUCUCAUCAAGAACUUACUGACAAGCCGGAUCCUGGCCAACAGCGACUCUGUUGUCAACAUCCUACGUCUGCGGAUCGAAGAAAUUGCCCUGCAUUCAGGCAAGAAAAGAUUGAAUUAUCAGUUCAUGGAUGCCGAGUCCCUCCAACAGACUCUGCAGCGAUUGAUGGUGUCAUUAAGAGAGCUUUCUGAGUGUGUCAAGCCUCUAGAUGCUGGUCAGAAGUAG